Anopheles darlingi is the source of this 5885-nucleotide messenger RNA. RefSeq names its product protein suppressor of sable (gene su(sable)). Gene Ontology annotation, molecular function: RNA binding; metal ion binding. The record is from RefSeq and is a predicted model, not a curated record. Gene Ontology annotation, cellular component: nucleus. Gene Ontology annotation, biological process: negative regulation of DNA-templated transcription. Lineage: Eukaryota; Metazoa; Arthropoda; Insecta; Diptera; Culicidae. Bases 1035 to 5192 code for a protein of 1385 amino acids. The transcript is spliced from 4 exons.
CCGAUGCAGUCGUAAAUUGUUUUGCUUAAAAUACCGAAGAGACUUUUGCUAGAGAAAGAGAAAGAGAAUCGAAGCUAGGCUACUUUUCCAAAUGACCAGAUGAAAAGCGAAUUAUGUUUAAAAAAAAAUCACAAUGAUCAAGAAACGGCUCAGCUAAAAUAGCAGCAGCAUCCAUCGCCCCAUCGGUAUAAUUCGUAGCAACACGGGCAACUUCAUCUGGCAACGGAAACGCGGCGUGCAAAGCGUUGUUUUAACAAAGAAGGCUGAUGCUCAGAGCAGCCCACCACCACCCAGGAACAUUAAACAAACCAAAAAAAACUCAGUGUGCACCAGUAAAACCGAGCGCGAUCGCCAGAAACGCCAGGCUAUAAUACGGUAUAAUUGAAAUUACGCCUUCCGCCGCCCUCCCCGCCGCGUUCGGUCGUGGCCGUGUCUUUUCGUCCAUUUGCUGGAAAAGUCACACACCGCCGCCGACGACAAAGAGGAAUCGUGCUCGCUCCAUCCAGGCCAGGGCGGGGCCGUAGGGAGAAAAUUGAAAAAAACGUUCCGCUGCGCGCUAUCAAUUGAUGCGAUUUUGGCCAGCAGCUUCAGAAAAUGAUGGUUGGAAAAGGCCCGAUCUGCAGCGCUAAAAUCGCGACAGGUCGGAUGCUGCCAUCUUUUUUCACUUUUCUCCAAAUUCAGACCCGCCGCCAGGGCCACUCCCGGGCAAAAGCAGGCAAAUUAUAGGAGGCACAGAUUUGGGUCAAACUUUUUUCGAAGAAAAGUCGUGGGCAAAGAUGCCCUUGUUGCUAUAGACCCCCUUCUCGAUCCGUGACGCAUUUACAGACCUCUCCCAUCCGCAUAGGUAUGAGCGUGCAUGCAGGUGAGCCAGCAGGUUUCCGAAAAAAAAAAAAUCAAAGGUGUGCUCUUUGGAAAGUGAAAAUGAUUGCCAGGAAAUCAGGGUAAAAUGUUUUUGAUCGCCCCUCAGAGGAGGCCAGAUACCACAGAUUGGUUUAUAGUUGUUCUAGACACCACGAGCGACCACCGGCAGCAAUAUGAGUGAUCCAGAGGAUCUGGAAGAUGGUGAGAUCGAGGAUGACGACGAGGACGAAGUGGUGGUCACCAAGUCGGAAGAUCCUCCGCUUGGCCAACCGAUGCCAAAUGAUGCGGAUGAGUUUGACGAGAAAGCGGCCUCGAACUUAGCGAGACGGGACGAACAUCAUCCCAACAGUGGCAAAGGAGGCGGUGGCCAGCAGCAACGCCAACAGCAACGCGCUUCCAACAAACCCGCUCCCGUCGUGGACGAUUGGGCGACGAAGGUCGAAAGUGCGAUUGCCAAAGAAUUGAUCAAGGAUGGCGUACAGCCGCCGAUGCCAUCGGUUGCCCUUACCCAGAACGAGGAAGACGCCCGGUCGUCCCCCAAUAUACCGACCGGUGGUGGUAGAAAGUCGAAGAAACGCAAAAAAUCCCGCGGUGGCGGAGGUGGUGGUGGUGGAGGGGGCGGUGGUGCCGGGCCUGGUGAUCUGCAACAACCAAGCAACAAACAGCCACGACUGAAUGAUGAUGCCGGUGAGCUGGGUGAACAGGAUCUGGAGUACGAAAUGCUCAACAUGCGCGGUGGAAGUCCCCAGCCGUUGUCCAUGGGCGGUGGUGGCAACCUACCGGACGGUAUGUCCGGUGGCGAAUCGGAGAACGAUACUCACUACUCAUCCGAUGAGUCUUCAUCGUUACGGGAUCAUCGGCACCGGGAUCGGGAUCAUCGGGGAGAUCGAGAGCGCGAUCGAGACCGAGAACGAGAGCUACGGUUAGCGGAACGAGAGCGUGAUCGAGAACGGGACCGGGAGUACAACCGGAGCAAACGGAAGCAACAAAAGCAACAGCAGCAACAGGCGCGACAGAGAAACGCCAAAUCCAACCGCGAUAAUCGGAAACGGAAGCGCGAUGAUUCGGAUGACGAAAAGCAUCGACCAACGGGGCCACGUAAGAUGGAGCUCUGCAAGUUCUACCUAAUGGAUUGCUGCGCAAAGCGGGAAAAGUGUCUCUACAUGCACAAGGACUUCCCGUGCAAGUACUACUACCUGGGCAUGAAGUGUAAGGAGAAGGAAACGUGCCACUUUAGCCACGGGGAACCGCUAACAAACGAUCUGCGGGCGAUACUGUUAAAGCAUCUCGAGACAGCCCCUCAGGAGAUCCUCGGUAGCUUCCAGCGCAUUAGUCGCGAUACGGCCAACAAUCUGCUUAAUGCCACGCACCGUAAGCUGAUGGAAAAGUACGGACGAGCGGGUGGCGAUGGUGGUGAUGGUGGGGAUGAUGGCAUAAAGAUACCUUCCCUCAUGGACACAAUGGGUGGAGGGCACGGUGGCAACUCAAGGCACCAGCAGCAGCAGCAACAGCACCAUCACCACCGGAAGCGAUGGUGCGAUGAACCGAACCGAAGAACGCCGGACGAUGAGGAGGAUCGAAUGCGGCAUCACGAGGCAGCGGAGGGUGGACCGCUAGGGUUGCAGCAUUUGGCUGGUGUUAUAACGCGCGAUCAGAUCAACGAUCUGGAACAGAUGGGUAUCCGGACGCUGGAUGAAAUCAGUCAGCUGACGGUAGCCCAGCUGAACGAUCUCGGUCUAAGUAUCACCCAGAUACACGAUCUUCAGGUAAAGGCACUGAGCAUGAAGCGAUCGCGCGAUAGACCAGGGCAAGAGGAUCGGUUAAGGGGAGCGGAGAGAACAUCCGUGGACCGUAACAGCAACGCAUCGGCGAAGGAUCUCGAUAUGCGACUCAAACCAGGCAUGAGUUUUCCGUCGGGUCCAGCAUUGAAUGAACCGAUCGGCGCUCAACAGCAGCAGCACCAGCAACGUGAUGUUGAUAUGCGAGUGUUUCCUCCAAAUGGUCAGCUACAAAAGGACGAAACGGGAUCCGAUCCAUCACUGCUUCCAUCGACGCUACUCCCACUGAAACCACCCACCGUCGAUUACUCGCAGUACAUCAAGGACUCUAACUUGGACGAGGAAGACCUGGAUGCGGUGGCGGCGGCUAAUCCGGCGGUUCUCAUCAACCCCGACGACGAAGACGAUGAUGACGAUGAUGAUGAUGAUGAGAACAAUCUCAAGAUCAACAUCGAGGAGGAAGAGGACGAGCAGAAGAAAGAUCAGGAAGAGGAGGAUGGGGAGGGUGGUAGUAAGAGCGGAGACCAAGAAAAGUCAGCCAGCACGCCCCUGUUACCACCUCUCGUACCACCUAAGAUUGACUAUGCGCAGGGUUUGGGUGAUCUGCUGCUGUACGGAAGCCUUGAUAAGACGGUUUCCUCUAAGCCAUCCUCCGUCGCAUCGCCCCGUACCGAUGAGCACCACUCACCGUCCGAUACGACGGCUAGCAAGGGGACCGAGAAGGACGAAAAUGGCUCAUCGAAGCUGGAUCUUCUAAAUUCGGACGAAAUCUGGACACCAUCCAUGUCCCUCCUGAGCAGUAGUAGCAGCGGUAGUGUGGCCCCCGUUAUUGGCGCUUCAGAAGCGAAACUCAAACCAGCAUCUGCAGCGGGCAGUAAACGACGUACGACGGGGCCACCAUCGAUAUAUGAUUGGGACGAUUCCGAUAACGUUGCGUCACCGGAUGGGGCAAGCUCACCGGUGGCCACACCAUUCCGUUACGGCUCGUCCGAUCGUGCGCUUCCAUUGAACAUUAAUGAUGAGGAGGACGAGGAUGAGACGGCCGGGGCACGGACCCGUGAUCUCGGGCUACCCUUCAAACCGAUAAUGGCCAACUAUGUGCCCGCGACGGAGAUUGAUGGAUCGAUCGGUUCACAUGCCACCAUAAUCUAUAAGGUGUAUGUGGUUGAAGUUCCGAAACCAAAUUUCAAGUCACUGAGACGCUCAAUGCAACGCCCGAUGGGUACGAGGGAUCCACGAUUAAGGCGCCUCUUUGGGUUGCACAGCGAUGAGGAGGAUGCGAAGGAUUCGCACGACGAUGGAGAUACCAGCGAAGGUAUAAAGUCGCCCGAUGCCAGCUCGAUCGCAUCACCUCCGUACGGUGUUCCAUCACUGCUCCCGGCAUCGGCAACCGGUGUUACCGCACCACCACUAACAUCACCGCAGGCCGCUGCCUCUUCACCUUCCUCUGCGACACGACGGGUGGAUCCUCGUAAACGGCAUGCGGAAAAGUUGGCGGCAGCGCAACAGCAGGACAGUUCCGGAUUCGGUCCCGGAGGUUUACCGCCACCACCAUCAUCUUCCGGGCCCAAUGCAACGCCCCAGCUAGACGUGCAAACGAUCCUGCAGCGAUCGCCCUGGUACAAGGAUCUCGGUACCAAGCACAAGAUCAUGGUUAACCAGCAGCUGGCGAUCCUGUCGACGGAGAUGAAGAAGUACCACAACUCCGACCGCUCCACGGAGCAGUUGAGCGAGUUUAUGAAGUUCCUCGGCACCAACAGUAUGCUGCAGCACAUCCUAACCUGUCUGAACGUGUACGUUGACCAUAAGGUAGCGUUCUGCGAGGUGGCGGCCGUACCGAUGCUACAGCCACCGCCCAACUUUCCGCUGCUUGCGAACAUUCCACCACCGAUCGUCGGUGGUGGACCUGGUGCAGCUGGGGCGGGAGGUGGCCCACCCGGUGGUAUGCCGCCACAUCUUUCCGUUCCGGUGCACAUUCCACCGCCGGUGCACAAUGUGCAGCAGCCGCCACCGAUGGGUUUACCGCCACUCGGUGGUAAUCCGCUCACCAGUGGACCACCGCCACCGUUUCUCAAUCACAACAACAACAACAACAACAACGGUGGUAAUGGUGGCCCUGGUGGGCGAGGUGGAGACAAUGGACCAUCCGGUGGAUCCCGCUUCGGGCCACCCCUGUCACAGCACGAUGGUGGUCCUCCCGGGCCUGGCAGUAUGGGGCCACUGCCACCGGGACUACUGGGAAUCGCUCCCAAUAUGCCGUUCGAACAGUUUCUGGCCAUGGGUAACAUCAAUAAGGGGGGUGGUGGUGGUGACCACGGUGGUGGCCCAGGGGGAGGCAACAUUCCACCCUGGACGCAAGGCAACGGUAACAACCAUAUGCGCAAUAGCAACAACAUGCGCAACAACAACCGCAUUGGACACAAUUUCCGCAACAACAACGACCGGUGGAUGAACAAUGGUGGAGGGGGCGGCGGCGGUAACAAUGGUGGCGGUGGUGGUGGUGGUAACGGUAACAAUCGGCGCAACAAUCGACGGAAUGAUCGGAAAAAGUAAAGUAACACCCCGCCACCCGGGAUCGGUUCCAUACCCAGUGAGAUUAUUUGCUUUGGGUGCCCCGAAGGAGGAAGGAGGAGAUGGCCGCACGGUUUAGUUGGUAAAGUUCUGCUCCCCGCCCAACCCCUCGAGGGAUGGUCUGCAGCUUGCGAUGGUGGUGUUUUGCAUUACCAAAGGCGCACUGUUGCCUUGCGGCAAAUACACACCUUCACUGUUCAUCUCUCUUCUCUAUCUCUCUAUUUGUACGUGCCACAGUUUGGGGCACAUAUCCUUAGCCAUCAUUAAGCGGCAGCAAAGCGAUUCUACUUCCGACGUUAAUUUAAAUAAAGAUAAACUAUUGAUAAAUUGGGAACGGGGAAAUGGGAGAGGGAGGAACGGCCAUGGUAAGGGAUCCAAUCGAUCGGAUUGGAUCGACUGUAAUGUUCUUAUCGCAAAAUUAAAUUAGACUGAUUGCAAACGUAGAUUGUGCGCGUAUUGUUAGUGCAGUUAAAGAGGUACGCUUUCUGUUCUGUAAAUAGAGCCCCCUCCUCCUCGUCAUACGAGCCGAGCGCGAAUAUUAGUGCUCCGAUGGCGGUACGAUGUAUAUCAUAAUAAAAACAACCUAUUUUUUACCGCAUUUUCUGUGUCUGCUAAAAUUUGCCUGUAGAUAAUUCCUCUUUGAAAACAGUUGGUCCAUAGAAAAAAGGGGGUUUG